AUGGGAGAAGCAGAAGUUAAACGUUUAGCAGGAAGACCACCACUUGUUACAAUCCUUAUUCUUUUAAUUGGUCCUCUUUGUUCUCAAAUUACUAGCGCUUUAUAUGGUAUUAUUAACACAAUAUGGAUAUCUAGAUAUAUUGGUGAGGCAGGAAUGGCAGCAGUAGCAACAGAUAAUAUAUGGGAAGGAUUUGCACGUUCAUUUGGAUUAUUUUUAUCAGUUGCAGGGAGUUCACAAAUUUCUGCACUCUUUGGAAAAAACUUAUUUGAAGAGGCUAACCAAGUUGCAGCUGAUUUAUAUAGAAUUUCUAUAAUCUGUGGAAUCAUUGUACCAGCAAUCAUUAUUCCUAUCAAUAAACCAUUUUCCCGAUGGUUCAAAGCGAAUGAAAUUACAACACAGUUAGCUUUUGAUUACAUUAUUCCUCAAGCAGCUGGAAACGUUCUCACAUGCAUAUUUUUGACGAAUGUAGGAUUUCUUCAGGCAGAAGGAAGGACACUUCUUGUUGGAAUCAUUGAUAUUGUUUCUCUAGGAAUUGGUAUGGGCGUUUUGAAUCCAAUCUUUUUAGGAAGGCUUCACACUGGAAUUGUUGGUCCAUCAUAUUCAACAAUUAUUGCAGAUGGAGUUCCGGGAUUUAUUUUAACAUUUCUUUAUUUUAAAGGACGAUUUGGAAUCAAGCCAAAGCUGAGCGGUUUAUUGAAACCAUUUAGCAGACAUACAUUUGAAGCUCUUAUUACUGGAAGUUCUCAAUUAAUUUCCCAGAUUAGUACAUUUAUUCCAGGUAUUUUCUUAAGAAGACUGAUUGGUUUGUCAUUGAAUGGAUCUUCAGAGUAUGAUAACGCCAUGGCUGCAUUCAAUGUUCUUUCAAGAUUCGUUAACAUUGUUGUUGCUGUAAUUUUAGCAUUCUGCACAGGAUUUCUCCCAGCAGCUUCUUAUGCUUUUGCAGCAAAGAAAUAUAAAAGAUAUCUCAGGCUCGCUCUACAUCUUAAUUGGAUCACUUUUGCCUGGUGCAUUAUAAUGUUCAUUUUCGGAAUGUGGUAUCCAGUUCAAAUUGCAAAAAUAUUUGGAAGCGGAGAUGAUUUUAUUCGAUGGAAUAUUCUUGAGUUGCCCAAUUCAAAUUGGGGAACAAUCGUGUUUUUCGUCAGAUACACAUUUCAGACAAUGCUUCAAUCUCAACAAAGAGGUAAAAGAUCCAUGAUUAUUAGUUUCACUUCCAAUUUCGUUGUCACCAUUGCAACUGCGUAUAUGAUGUAUUAUAUAGAUACUUCAAAAACAGAAAGAAUAUUAUGGAGUUUUUGCCUCUCUUCUUAUGUAGGAAUGAUUCUCGGAACCAUAUUACUUGCCAAACCUUUACUAGAAAUUUUCAGGGAAUCAAAGCAAAAUAAUGAGGAGAAAGAAUCAACAACAAAAAGUGAUCAAGAGAUUGAUGACGAGGAUUCAGAUGUUCAGGCUCCAAUUCAUGAAUUAUAA
Molecule: messenger RNA, 1467 nt
Organism: Trichomonas vaginalis G3
Lineage: Eukaryota; Parabasalia; Trichomonadida; Trichomonadidae
Product: multidrug resistance protein YPNP-related family
Exons: 1
Coding region: 1-1467 (488 amino acids)
Biological process (GO): transmembrane transport
Cellular component (GO): membrane
Molecular function (GO): xenobiotic transmembrane transporter activity; antiporter activity
Source: RefSeq, a predicted model, not a curated record